Cajanus cajan (pigeon pea) is the source of this 1459-nucleotide messenger RNA. Its product is annotated as putative carboxylesterase 12. Gene Ontology annotation, molecular function: hydrolase activity. The record is from RefSeq and is a predicted model, not a curated record. NCBI's taxonomy places the organism in Eukaryota, Viridiplantae, Streptophyta, Magnoliopsida, Fabales, Fabaceae.
CCUUAUCUUCCAUCCUUCCUCAAUUGUGCAAUAUGUUUUAUUUGUUCUGCUUAUGGCUUUAGCUUUUCACAACUUGAUGCAUACAUCUCAUUUUGAAUUCAUCUGCAGAGAAUCUGAUCCAUGUUUUGAAUAUACGUGUAGAAGUAUUAAGGAAACGUUCAGACCUUGCAAAUAUGAUAAGGUGCUCAAGCUUCAGCGGACUCCAACCACUGAAACAUCUCAACAAUAACGUCCCAACAAAACCAAACUCUGCAUUCGUCAAUUUUCUUCCACCCCUCCCCCUUAAAGCAUAUAACCCUCUUCCAAUUCCUUCUCAGAAACGCGCCAAACCCUUAAACUCAUCCACCAUGGAUUCAACCUCCACCGACGCUGAAGUAGCCUACGACCUCUCCCCCGUCCUCAAAGUCUACAAAAGCGGUCGCAUAGAGAGGCUCGCCGGCGUCGAGGUUGUUCCCCCGUGUCUCGACCCGGAAACCAACGUGGAAUCCAAAGACGUCGUAAUCUCCGAAAAAGACGGCGUAUCCGCGAGGCUUUUCAUUCCCAAAGCCACUUACCCCCCGCCACGUAAGCUCCCUCUCCUCGUUUACGUCCACGGCGGCGCCUUCUGCAUCGAAACCCCGUUUUCCCCGAACUACCACAACCUCCUUAACAAGGUUGUUUCUAAGGCUAACGCAGUCGCUGUCUCCGUCCACUACAGGAGGGCGCCGGAGCACCCCGUUCCCACCGGCCACCAAGAUUCCUGGCAUGCACUCAAAUGGGUCGCUUCCCACGCGGACGGAAACGGCCCCGAAGAGUGGCUCAACCGCCACGCAGAUUUUAACAAAGUGUUUGUCGCCGGCGACAGCGCCGGCGCCAACAUCGCGAGCUAUUUAGGCGUUCGGGUCGGGACGGAAGGGUUAAACGGUGUGAACGUUGAAGGGGUUGUUUUGGUGCAUCCGUUUUUCUGGGGAGAGGAACCCAUUGGGAGUGAGGCGAAUCGGCCUGAGCAAGCUAAGAAGAUACACGAUUUGUGGCGGUUUGCGUGCCCCAGCGCGGGUGGGUCCGACGACCCGAUUGUAAACCCGGCUAAGGAUCCGAAAGUGGGGAAGUUAGGUUGUGAGAGAUUGCUUGUUUGUGUGGCUGAGAAGGAUUUGGUGAGGGAUAGGGCUUGGUACUAUAAAGAGUUGCUUGAAGAAAGUGGGUGGCCUGGAGUUGCGCAAGUGUUGGAGAUAAAGGAUGAGGACCAUGUUUUUCAUUUGUUCAAACCCAACAGUGAGAAUGCUCAUCUUUUGAUCGAUCAAAUUGUUUCCUUUAUCAAACAGGCUUGAACCUUGGCCACUUAGGAGAGAUAAGAAAAUGAAUAAUUAUAAAAUAUUAAAAAAAGUUUAUUUUAAUUUGUCUUUAUAUUUUCCUUUUCUCUUGUUUGUUCUGUUUAUGUGUAUAAUUAAAGACAAAAUUUAAAUACAGUUCUCGUUUUAAA